Molecule: messenger RNA, 480 nt
Organism: Anisakis simplex (herring worm)
Lineage: Eukaryota; Metazoa; Nematoda; Chromadorea; Rhabditida; Anisakidae
Source: the annotation of a GenBank genome assembly
AUGCUAUCGUAUGAUGAUGUGGUUAUGCGUGCAAAAGAUUGCGUCUUUCAUUUGCAAUGUUUUACAUGUAUUGUUUGUGCUGCGCCCUUACAUCCUGGAGAAUUAUUCGCAAUGGGCGAGCAUGGUACCUUGUAUUGUCAAGCUCAUUACGAAUCAGUCAACGCCUCCGCAUCUGAGUAUCCGUUGAUAAGGAAUACCGAAUCGGUUGAUGAUCGAUUUGGACAUGCUGGAGCUGUGAACAAAACAAGAUGUAAGAAAGGCAAGAAGACAUCUGAGGACGGCGAAAACACUUCCGAUAAUAUCGAAUACUGUGAUGAAGAGACGUUAAUACAAACGAAUAGGUCGAAACGAAUGCGAACAAGUUUUAAGCAUCAUCAACUGAGAACGAUGAAAAGUUACUUUAAUUUGAACCAUAAUCCAGAUGCGAAAGAUCUGAAACAGUUGGCACAGAGGACUGGCCUUACGAAAAGAGUUCUGCAG